AUACACAACCCACCGAACCAAAAUUCAAAUUGUACAUUGCAAGACAACAAUAUUUAAAGUCCUGGCUCCCACCAGUCUUCCAUUCUUUCUCUUGCAGUUUUUCAUUUGAUUUAUAAGAUACGAAGUCUUACAGAUAUCUUGUCUUGUUAUUCCUUGCUGCUUGCCAAGUCGUCGCAGUGAAUUCUAUCUGCACAUUUACAAACAGACAAACAAACAAACCAACCAGACCAGAUCCAACUUCGAACAAGAAGAAACUACAGAAAGUCACUCUUUAACAAUUCCAAGCCAUCAACCGUCUCACAUCCUCGACCUUCGAUCUACGAUUUACACACGGAUCUCUCACAUAACUUUCAUGACCAAAGCAAAGAUGCCUCUCCAAUUCAUCCCAAAGCGCGGUCUCAACCGUCGUGAAGUCAUCGCUCUCCUCGUCAUGGUCGGAUCCCAACUCAUCAUCGGCGUCAUGAUGCUCCGAAUCAUGGUUAUCAAUCAAGGCGUAACCAGUGUUGGUAUAGCCGAUGUUCUUCCUACCAUGCAAGCACCAUUCGAAGAUGCGCAUCGCGAAACUCAGAUGAAGAAGAUGAAUGGCGGAGAAUCCGAUGGAGAGAAUGGAAAACUCUCAGGUACAAAUAUCGACUGUGGAAUCUUUGGAAAGGAUGCCAAGAUGCUGGACUUCAAGAUGGGUUUAGGCGUUGAUGUUUCUGAGUAUUUGCUUAGGACUAGAUUCGUCAUUGGUAAUCGUAUCACAUGUCAUCGAAGCUUUAUGGCCGAGAAGAAAACUUGUUUGGUCAAAGGUCUUUGGGAAGUCAUCGAGGGGAUCUCCGAACUGGAAGAGAUGACUUCAGAUUCAAAGGCAGAAUCAGGAUCUGCCGACCCAGCAAAUACGAGCGAUUCUAGCGCGCAACAACUUCUUCGCGACGGUGCUACGGAUGCCGGCAAGACAGAUUGGGAGGUCAUCAAAUUCUCGCAGAAUCCUGCGGAGAACAAUCAAUUCCGCGCCGAGGUUUCGUAUAUGCAAGAUCGAGUUUCUGGAUUCCGCAAGGAGGUCGAGGAGAAAAUGGAGAGGAAUGAUGUGGAGGGUGUGUUGAACAUGGUGAAGCAGAGUCUCAAGGGACUAGGACCCAAUGCGCAAUUCACACCAGGCGAGAAGAGCGAUGGAGAGUCUGAUGCGCAAAGCGCAGAGAAGAUGAAGAGUGCCCAGAAGAGCAAAGACAAAGUUGAUCGCGCACUCGCGGUCUUGCAGGAGAUUUUUCAGGAGAUAAAUGAGGAGAUAAAGGAUACGGAGCGUUGGUUGAAGGAUACAGAGGCGGUAUUGGAGGGCGCUGUGAAUGAGUUUAAGAUGGUUUGGAAACUCUGAGAGGAAGACGAUGACGACGUUAUGUUGUUGGGUUUCAUACGAUAUGAUGUGGUACCCGCGCAGCGCAGGACGUCCAAGGACAUUUGAUCGAUUACUUGCUUGCAUACAACUAGAUUGGUUUACGAUUAUUUCAUUUCAUUUCAUUUCAUUUUUUCUUCUUCUUCGGAUUUCGGUUUCGUCUUGCUCUUUCGACCUCUUUCUUCUGCGCUUGCGUCGAUCGUUCGCUUCUUAGGCUGUUUGACAAGAUGUUCGGUAAUACAAUACAAUACAAUACGACACGGCACGACGACGGAGUGGAGGAAAGAAGGAAAGAAGGAAAGAAGGAAUCAAGAAGACUUUUGUACAAUACAAUACUCCUCACGAACCACACAUGACAAGACGAUAUAAAACACUGCGAAUCUAUCCCAAUGGAAGAUUUGAGGAGGAAAAAAGAAAGGAACCAGAUACUUUUUGUAGUUGU
Botrytis cinerea B05.10 is the source of this 1814-nucleotide messenger RNA. RefSeq lists its product as hypothetical. The record is from RefSeq and is a predicted model, not a curated record. Lineage: Eukaryota; Fungi; Ascomycota; Leotiomycetes; Helotiales; Sclerotiniaceae. The coding region runs from base 353 to 1354 and encodes 333 amino acids. The transcript has a single exon.